AUGAUAAUAAGCAUCGCUCUGAUUUGGGCAGUGCUGGUUGGAUUCUGCUGCCUUCUGUGGCUCGCUGUGGGGACACGACGCAGGCAGCCUGGUGAGCCUGCAGUUGAAAGUGGCUUCAUCCCCUAUCUGGGUUGUGCUCUGCAGUUCGGGGCCAACCCUCUCCAGUUCCUCCGCAGCCGGCAGAAGAAGUAUGGCCACAUUUUCACCUGCAAGAUUGCAGGCCAGUACAUCCACUUCCUGUGUGACCCCUUCUCUUACCACUCAGUCAUCAGACAGGGCAGACACCUGGACUGGAGAAAGUUCCAUUUUGCUACAUCUGUUAAGGCAUUUGGCCAUGAUAGCUUCGAUCCUCGCCAUGGCCACACCACAGAAAAUCUCCACCAGACCUUUCUGAAGACCCUGCAGGGUGAGGCACUGCCCUCCCUGAUAGAGACCAUGAUGGGGCACCUCCAGGACGUCAUGCUAAGGUCGGACACGCUCAGCCCCAGCAAGGACCACUGGGAAGUGGAAGGAAUCUUUGCUUUCUGCUACAAGGUGAUGUUUGAGUCUGGCUACCUGACACUGUUUGGUAAGGAGUUUGGCGAGGAUAAAUGUCACGCUCGGCAGGCAGCUCAGAAAGCCUUGGUGCUCAAUGCUUUGGAGAACUUCAAGGAGUUUGAUAAGAUCUUCCCAGCGUUGGUGGCUGGCCUUCCCAUUCAUGUCUUCAAGAGCGCCUACAGUGCAAGAGAGAACCUAGCAAAGACCAUGAAUGCUGAAAAUCUGUCCAAGAGGGAGAAUGUGUCUGAUCUAAUCUCAAUGAGGAUAAUCCUGAAUGAUUCCUUAUCUACCUUCAAUGACGUGAGCAAGGCCAGGACCCACGUCGCACUGCUCUGGGCUUCACAGGCUAACACCCUGCCGGCUACCUUCUGGAGUCUUUUUUAUAUGAUCAGGAGUCCAGAUGCUAUGAAAGCAGCUCGUGAGGAGGUGCAGAAAAUUCUGGAGGACUCAGGCCUGACAGUUGACCCCAGUGACCCCAGACUCAACCUGACCAGAGAUCAGCUGGACAACAUGCCUGUUUUGGACAGUAUCAUAAAGGAAGCAAUGAGGCUUUCCAGCGCUUCCAUGAACGUGCGUAUUGCCAAGGAGGACUUUUUGCUUCACCUUGAUAACCAGGAAGCUUACCGUAUAAGGAAGGAUGAUGUCAUUGCCCUGUAUCCACCCAUGCUGCACUACGAUCCAGAGAUCUAUGAGGACCCCUAUGAGUAUAAAUUUGACCGGUUCCUGGAUGACAAGGGUCAGGAGAAAACCACCUUCCACCGCAGUGGCCGCCGUCUGCGCUACUUCUACAUGCCGUUUGGCUCUGGGGUCACUAAAUGCCCCGGCAGAUUUUUCGCCAUCUAUGAGAUCAAGCAGUUCCUCACUCUGGUGCUGGCGUACUUUGACAUGGAACUACUGGAACCUGCCAUCAAAGUUCCACCUCUUGACCAGUCCCGUGCUGGCCUGGGAAUCCUCCAGCCAACAUAUGAUGUAGAUUUCAGGUACAAACUGAAAUCAGACUUCUAGGCUCUGUGUUUGUCCUGCAGAGUGACUGUUGUACAUAUUGUACAUAGUGUAUAUUUAACAAUGUUCAUGUUGAAGCCUUGCUAUGUAAAUAGACUGAACUGUAUAUUUUUCGUUGCUUAUUAUGCUUUAAUUUGCUGCUUGAGAAUAUGUAUUCUGCACAUGUGGUUGACAUUUGUCUUCAAUGUAUUUCUAAUAGUGUUGUGCCGAACACUUCUGUCUCUGUUGGACCAGUCAUACGGCAUUUCAGAGUAAAAGUGCAGAGUAGCAUCUUCAAUUCCUGUGGAAAGACAGACCUAGAACCAUACAAAUUUAUGUUAUUUAACAUGAAAUAGUUUAUUGCAUAAUUGGGCCCUUUACAAAAAAUCUUGUCAUUACAUUACUGCCAACUGUUUUUCAGUUGAGUAUUUGGACCUGAUUGAUAUAAAUACAUUUCACUAUAUCAGUAAAUAUGUCUUUUAAUUAUAUUUUUAAUAAAAACAGUCCUCACUGUGAUUGAUUCAGACAGGGCCAUAGCCAGUAUUUCAGAAAUACUGAGAUCAUUAGUCCAGCCCUAUUUUCUGUCUCUGUACUUCCUACACAGCAUAUUGAAAACUCUGUAAAUCCAUAAGCUCAUCUGUUAUGCUCUUUUUGGUACACUGUCAUUUCACUUCAGCUCAUCAAUUUUGUGAAGUAUAAAUGCUGAGGUUAACAUGACUAAGCUCUUUUCUUAAUCAAUGGAUGUAUUUCUGUAAUCACUAUCAUUUGAAUUCAUCAUGUAAUAGUAGACCUUGGAGUUUGCUCUCUCUGGGUGCCUCCCUCUCAUACAAUGUUGUCAGUUAACAUUUCACUGGAGACGUAUCUGAUUGUUGGCCAGUGCCGACCCUUAUAUCAGCGUACAUCUGCCUUCUCAGUAUCGUUAUUACUAGAUAAGCUGCUUCACAAUAAGAUACAUUGUGGCUGGUUUAAUGGUGUGAAGUGCAUUUGCAUACUGCAGGAUAGUGCGCACAGAACUACAACUUUAUAAGAAGAUACCAUUCUUAAUACAGAUCUAUUAAAAAAAUGAAGGAAUGCUCUUUUGCACAAGUCCAUGUGAUAUUUCUGCUGCAGCAGGAUAGCUGGCUUUACUCUAAUGAAGUUAUUGAAAAGACUGUUAACACUCUUGACUCUCAUACUGUGAAUUACAUAAUAAUCACACACAGCAGAUGGAUAUGGACCUUCACUUUAAGAACUUGUGGAAGGUCAUCCAGUUAUUGAUAUUACUGUUUUCACAUGAAAACCCAACUCCACAUCAAUAUUUACAUGUCUUCACCUUCCACGUGACUAGUUUUACUUGCUCUGUGAGUGGAGGGGAUGUGGUUCCCUCCCCUGUGGUUCUUCACCAAACAGAAGUGCAACCCACG
This is a messenger RNA of Thunnus maccoyii (southern bluefin tuna), 2921 nucleotides long. RefSeq names its product cytochrome P450 7A1 (gene cyp7a1). The coding region runs from base 1 to 1542 and encodes 513 amino acids. The record is from RefSeq and is a predicted model, not a curated record. NCBI's taxonomy places the organism in Eukaryota, Metazoa, Chordata, Actinopteri, Scombriformes, Scombridae. Gene Ontology annotation, biological process: cholesterol homeostasis; bile acid biosynthetic process. Gene Ontology annotation, molecular function: oxidoreductase activity, acting on paired donors, with incorporation or reduction of molecular oxygen; steroid hydroxylase activity; heme binding. The transcript has 8 exons.